AUGAAAGAGAUCCUAGUCCAUCUCUCCGCGCCCACCUCUCGCAAGGAUGACGAGCGAUACAGGAGGCUCGCCGAAGCCUACGACGACUUUGAGCCUGCAACCACCAUCGACUGCACUGCUCGGAAGCACAUGAACCCCCCAGUGGAUCCAGGCGACUACCAGACUCCGGCAAACUCCAAAGGGUUCCAAGACCGCAACCCGCGUCCCGAUGACGCCAAAGCAGGCGCUUCGGCCGUUCGAGUUGCAGAAACUCCGGCCGCCGCUGGCUUUGUGGAAACCGCACAGAUCGUCCCUGCCUCGAGACAGUCUGUAGCCAAGGGCAAGAGGCCUGAAAUUUUUGCCCAAGCACCGGACUUCGGGAGCUUCAUGAGCACGCCCGCGUCGGGAUCGCCUGUUGAGCAGCUCCAUGAGCUCGAGAAACGAUGGGCUCACCAGAAACCGUCUUCUGUCAAACGCUCUGCAUCGAGCCAACCAAGAACAAGCACCGGUGGAAGCACUCCACGGCCGUUGUACACCGAAGAUACGCAGGAAGCCUUGGCUAUGCUCGAAGACUACGUUGACACCUCCUUCUACGGUUCUGACGCUCCAUUCUCGGAUAUCGAGUCGCCAAUCACCCAGGGAACCAGUAAGAGGCCGCGUCUCUCGUUUGAGCCUAGCCCUUCAGAGACAUAUCGGGCGCAAUACCAUGCAGGAACUCGGAAAUCAACUACCCCACCAAUUCCCAGUACUUGGAUACCCCCGCCAAGAACACCCCCGAGGGAGGACAUGAGCUCACAGAUGAUUGACGACUACGGUUUCAGCAAUUCCGAGUCAUCACUACGAAAUUCCGAGGGCCCCCGGCCUAUGGUCGAGAGUAAUGUCGGAGCAGACGAAAAUCUGAGACCCGCGCCUGAAAACGACGUGCGACAGCCGAGUGAAGUUCCCGAGUCUCAUGGUGCACACCAAGAGGGGGCACGGCAGGAACCACGACAAUCUCAGGUCUCCACGCAAGAUGUAUCUGAUGAUUCCCCGGCCAUUGGAGCACCGAAUGCUGGGGGCGAGCGUCGAGCAGAUGCGACCACAACUCCCCUCGAGCCGAGUAUAGCCCUUGCAGCGGCCCACGCCCACGGAUCUCCGAAUUGCGACUUUGGUUCACUCCCGCUUCAGCUCUUUCCCAAAGCCACCCCUUCAGGAAGCAAGCGAGUGUUCAACGAGGUGACGUCUAUGCUCCAGCUAUAUGCCGAGAAAGCCUCGAUAGCCAAACACUACAAGCCGGCAUUGGUCUGGCGCGAUAUCAGACCCACGGAGCGUGGAUGUUGGAUGUUCGACACAUCGAAUUGGAGUCACACCCGCCAGCAUGAGUUUUGGACACGCAUGGAGUAUCUGACAAAGCAUGGCUACUUGGGUAAUGCGUGGCUGCAGAGAAAUAUCGCAAAGGACUGGAAGCGUGGCGGGACGGAUGGACGAGAGGCAGAGGGCUUGGGAGUGGUUUGGAUGUUUUGUUGGGGGCAGGCCGUGCCGUAUCUUUGGAUUGUUUUGCUGACGGAAAGCCAUUUGGAGAUUCGGAGGAAGAAGUCCAGUGCGCGAUGGGUGGUUGGGCCGAUGGAGAGUUUGGAGAUUGUGGUCAAGAUGCCCGAGCCGGCCAAUGAUUGA
This is a messenger RNA of Diplodia corticola, 1632 nucleotides long. Its product is annotated as cellulose biosynthesis protein. Lineage: Eukaryota; Fungi; Ascomycota; Dothideomycetes; Botryosphaeriales; Botryosphaeriaceae. The record is from RefSeq and is a predicted model, not a curated record. Bases 1 to 1632 code for a protein of 543 amino acids. The transcript has a single exon.